CACACGCCUCACUGCACACACAUACGGAGGAGGCACUGCGUGCGCUCACACACACACACACACACACACACACACACACACACACACACACACACACACACACACACACACACACACACACACACACACACACACACACACACACACUCUCGCGCGCGCGCAUGGCACGCAUGCACAGCCAAGGCAACCCUGAGGACAGCACGCGCUUUCAGAGACACACACACACACAUACGGAGGAGGCACUGUGUGCGCUCUCACACACACACACACACACACACACACUCUCGCGCACACACACACUCUCGCGCGCGCAUGGCACGCAUGCACAGCCAAGGCAACCCUGAGGACAGCACGCGCUUUCAGAGACACACACACACACACACAUACGGAUGACCACAAGACCACAGACACACACACACACACAUAGACACGAACAUACACACACACACACACACAGAGUGUCAAAUUGACACAUGUGGCAGUCUCAGUGGCAUACCAGCGCAGGACGGAGCCACAUAUAGGCAGUGGGCUGGCUACAUAUAUAUAUAAAUAUAUAUACUAAUAUAUUUGUAUAUAUAUACAUAUAUAUAUAUAUAUAUUUAGAGACACAGAGAGAGAGAGAACGAGAAAAAGAGGAAGACACUGGCUUCUACACUGGCUGCUUGUCGGGUACAGCGAUGAUGAUGGUGGCGGUGGUGAUGUUGAUGAUGAAGGCUGCGCAGGAUUAUUCAACUCUCCCUCCUUCAUCCUCCUUUUUUAUUUCUUAUAAUCUGCUUUCCUUUUUUAUUAUCUGGCAACCCCUCCUCUCCUUUAUUAUUCUCCUUUUUAUUCUUUUUCUCCGUUUUUUCCGUCCUCUCAGCUGCUGCUGCUGCUGCCACUGAGUCAGCGGGAGAUUAUUAUUAUCAUUAUUUUUUAUUAUUUUUAUUAUUUUUUCAUUAUUUUCCUAUGGGUGGAUUAUAGCAGCUGCUUCGGUCUUCCUCCUUUAUUGUCCUUUUGCCUCCUGAAACGCUGCACUACUGUACACAGAGCGGAGAGAGGAGGACGGAGAGCUGAAGACUGAAGAGGAUAAAAAAGAUAAAGAGGAGCUUCCCCCCGGCUCUGUGCAGCUCGUGCCGCUGAAGGUUGGCAUGGUGGCACGCUGAUGCCUCGCCGGGUCUGAGUCGUGACAGCGGGCGCGGUCGAGACGCAGCGGCGGGGAGGCACUCGUGCAGCCAUGCGGCUCUUCACGGGGCCUGUGGUGAUCUGCUCCAGGAGAAGCAUUCAGAGCAGCCCUGUGCUGCUCUGCGUGUUUCAUCUGCUGGUCCUGCAGCUGCAGUCCUGCGCCGGCUGCCCGUCAGCAUGCGUCUGCAGCUCGUCGGAGGCGGACUGCGGCGGCCGGGGCCUGGCGACGCUCCCGACGCUCUCCUCCCUCCCGCCGGCCACAACCACACUCCUCCUGCCCAACAACCGCCUCUCCUCCCUGCCCACCGCGGCCUUCACCAACCUCAGCUCCCUCCAGCGGCUGGACCUCUCCAACAACUACCUGGAUAACCUGCCGGCCGGGCUGUUCGCCGAGCUGACCAACCUGAGCCACCUGAGCCUGAGGAAUAACAGCCUGACCGCCCUGGACCGGGACCUCCUGCAGGGCCUGGGGAGCCUGCGGAGGCUGGACUUGUCUCUGAACGGUCUGGGGGCCGUGCCGCUGGGGCUGCUGGAGCAGCAGCAGGGCCUGACGUGGCUCUCGCUGGCCGGGAACCGGCUGCAGGCGCUGGAGAGGGCAGCCUUCGAGCCGCUGGUGAACCUGCAGCACCUGGAGCUCGGCUCCAACCCCUGGGAGUGUGAUUGUAACCUGCGGGAUUUUAAACACUGGAUGGAGUGGUUAAUUUAUAGAGGCGGCUACGUGGACGCCAUGGAGUGCACCCUCCCCAAAGACCUGCGAGGGCGGGACAUCCGGAGCGUCCCGGUGGAGAUGUUUAACUACUGUCUCCAGCUGGAGGACGAGAACGGCGUAGUGUCGGGGGGGACCAGGGGCGGUUCUCCUCCAUGCGGCCGGGCCACGGUGCCGCCGUCCGCCGAGACCGCGGUGGUGCGGACGGAGACGGAGGUACCGGACUGCGUGAGGCAGCGCUACCGGCCCGUCAGCGUGCGGCGCGCCAUCGGCACGGUGGUGAUCGCCGGCGUGGUGUGCGGUAUAGUGUGCAUCAUGAUGGUGGCCGCGGCCGCCUACGGCUGCAUCUACGCCUCGCUGAUGGCCAAGUACCAGCGGGAGCUGAAAAAGAGGCAGCCGCUGAUGGGCGACGCCGAGGCGGAGGCCGAUCCUGAGGAGAAACAGAUCUCUUCGGUGGCGUAGAAGAGCCGGGAGAGAGGGUCAGGCCUCAGAGACGUGGUUCCAUUUGGUUUCGGUUUGGUUCGGUUUGGAAUUGUUGGAACGGAAAGUGGGAAACUCUACAUACUGAGGUGGACUAAGGCGGUUCUUAGCCCUGAUCUUAGUACCUGUCCUACCUAAAGUACCUUCAGAAGUAUCUAAAGUACCUACAGUACCUAAAGUACCUACAUUUUCUAAAGUACCUACAGUCCCUUAGUACCUAAAGUACCUACAGUUUCUAAAGUACCUAAAGUACCUACAGUAACUAAAGUACCUAAAGUACCUACGUACGUUCCUCUCUGCUCUCCCAAAGACUACCUAUUGCAGAUACCAGAUGUUAUUCUCAAGUUUCUCCUCAAAACUCGGCUCUAAAGGACGCCUUCGAUUUUGUCCUCUUUUUCGUUUUCGCUCCUUGAGCGACGAAGUGGCGAAAUCGGCGAAAUCGGCGAAGUCCCAAAAAUCAGCACUUUAUAUCUUCACCCUUCUGUUCCAUCUCUGUCCUCUUGGCCUUUAGAAGGAAAGAUCUCAGAAAGAGAGAGGAAAAAGAUACUCUCCUCUAUACUCUUACAUUCGGUACUCUGUUCGGUACUCUGUUCGGUACUCUGUUCGGUACUGCUUUUAGCGACAAACAUCAGCAUCUGCUCUAGAAGCUGCUUCAACCUUGCAGCUAAACCCUAAACCCUGAAUACACCCCUAAAUAUAGACUUUUUCCCCGUUGGGACUCUAUAGGGACUUGAUAUAUUUUGGUGGAAGGACAUAACGCGUCAUUAAUAUCCUUCAUAUUAUUCAGAAAUCUACGUAAUAUACUGUAAACAACUAUGUGACGUGACCCCACUUCUCCUGAUCUGUCUGGUCUGUGUGCUUCUGCUUCCAUAACCAGUAUUGAAUCGUUUAUCGUUUAUUGUUUAUUGAUUAUUACGCCAUUCUGUUCCAUUCUGUUCCACUCUUACUGUAAAAGCUGCUCUCCCAGGUACGAGUAUAUUUAUAGGAAAUCACCUCUAUUUUCCUGCUUUUCUGUUUUUUCUGUUUUCCUGCUUUUCUGUUCACUCCACGCAGUUAAAUCUCAAUUUUCUUGAAUAAAACUUAGAGCGUUAGUCCUGGUCUUUACUCCUGGUGUUUAGAGUAACAGUACGUUAGGAACUUGCGCUAAUCCUUAGCUUUGAGAGCUUUUGAGAACUUUAAGAACCUUUAAAAAGGAUAAAGCCGAGGUAAACCCACUUCAGGGCCGUUUCAGUCCUUAAGGAACGCAGCAGGAGGAUGCUGAUUCACCGUUUUUUAAUGUUUUAUUCUGUUUUUUAACCAAUACAGAAACACAGUGGAGCAGAGCAGACUGGAAAUGACAGAGCAGAAAUGAUAUAGAUAAUAUAUAUUAUAGAUAAUGUGUAUAUAUAUAUACACAUUAUCUAUUAAUCUGUUCGCUCAAUUUGUCUGUUUAACCCUUUUAGACCUGAAUUAUCUCCAGCAAUGGAAAACAAAGUAUAAGAACACUGCAAAAACAUUGAUUAGACAAAAUAUAUAUGUAAAUUUAGACAUAUAUGCUUACAUUAAGCGAAAAACUCUCCCAAUGGGGUAGGCAAAUUUUUCUUGGUAAGAUUUCUUUUUUAUAAAAGUAAACACAAAGUCUCAAAAUAAGUAAAGUAAGACUUAAAUCAUGCAGAAAUCCGAUUUUUUGCCUUAAAUUUGGAAACAAGAAUUAGAAUAACUUGACUGAUGAGUUUUUGUGCUUAUUUUUGAGUUCAAAUUACAUUAUUGUAAGUUUAAAAGUAAUUGGAACUCAAAAAAAGCACCAGUUAAGUUAUUUUGAUUCUUGUGUUCAAAUUUAAGCCACAAAAUAAGGAUGUUUUUCUUGAUUUGGGUUUUACUUCACUUAUAUUGGGACUUUGUAAUUGUGGCUUAUUUUUAAAAAAUCUUACUAGAAAAAAAAAGUCAUUUUAUUGGCAUUUUUUUUGCUUUUGGUUGCUUUAUGUAGGCAUUUACGUCUCAAUUUACAUUUAUUUGGCCUAGUUUUUGCCAGUGUAUUUUUUUGCAGUGUAUUUAUAAACAAAUAAAUCCAAUUACUAGAAUUGGAACUAAAAUUAUUAAUAUAGUUUUUAUUUCCAUUGCAUUGGAAGCCUGUGUGUAAUUUAGAUGUAUUUUAUAUUUCAUAUUGAUCCUAUUUUUUUAAUUCAUAAACCACCCCUAAACAGUAAAAACAUGAUUAAAAAGUGUUUUAAAUCACUCAAAACAUUAAAUUAGUAUCAAUUAGAUUCUAAAUUUGUUACUUGCCUCCGUGGCCCUGGUACUAAUGUGUUUCUUAGUGUGGUCUGUUCUGAUGGAGAGCAGCUCAAACAACUCAAAUAGUUUUAUAUGUGCAAGAAAACUAUUUAAAAAUAAAUACAUAAGAAUACAUAAGGAAAAUACAUGAUGUCCAUUGUAAUGGAUGCAGGGUCUGAAAGGGUUAAAUAUCUGGAAUAAAACUUAAGCAGCAAAAACGGAGGACGGAAAAGGGUUUGACAUCUCGUUCUUCAUCGUUUCUCAUGUGAAUAUGAAUGUGAAAUAUAUUGCAAGUGUUAAAGUUGUCAAUAUAUUUCCAAUAUAUUUCCCUAAGUAGAAUAUAUUAUUAUUAUCCAUUUCUAAUAUGUCGUAUUUGUUUGAAAUAUCUGUAUGAAGAGCAGAGAUUGGGAUAAAGUUGGAUUGUACUGUAGUGUGCUGAGUUUUGUACUUUUGGACCAAUUCAUUUAAUAAUAAUAUAAUAAUAUAAUAUAAUUUAGCCUGAGAGAAAGAUUUCUGAUAAAGAUUUUUUCCUGUUAUUCUAGAUAUCUAGAUAUAAUGUCAGAACCAGAAAGAUAGAAAAAAAGAGAGAAAAAAUUGAGUGCAAUGAAAAAGAGAAAGAGAGAAAGAAAGCUAAAUAUUGAAUGCACUUUAUGGUGUUCUUCCUUAAGUUCUUCCUUAUAUUCUCUCUCUCUCUUUCUCUCUCUCUCUCUCUCUCUCUCUCUCUCUCUCUUUAUUUCUUUUCUUCUCUAUAUCUGGUAUUGUCUAAUUUAAGCCCAAAAGCGAUAUAUCGGUUCACACUUACAAGUGACUAAAGUUUCCUCAUUGUUUAAAGCUAAACAGCCUCCACUUCAUUCAGUUUCAUUCAUAUAAAAUUCAGUAUAUAUUUUAGAAAUAUAUAUUCUGGUCUAUUUUCAUACACAAGAUGUACCAGAUUAUAAGACACAUUUUAAGCAGCACUAGUAAGGAACAGGGGUGUCGCCA
Molecule: messenger RNA, 5578 nt
Organism: Astyanax mexicanus (Mexican tetra)
Lineage: Eukaryota; Metazoa; Chordata; Actinopteri; Characiformes; Acestrorhamphidae
Gene: lrtm2a
Product: leucine-rich repeats and transmembrane domains 2a
Exons: 4
Coding region: 1214-2329 (371 amino acids)
Cellular component (GO): plasma membrane
Molecular function (GO): protein binding
Source: RefSeq, a predicted model, not a curated record